Molecule: messenger RNA, 1562 nt
Organism: Saccostrea cuccullata (small rock oyster)
Lineage: Eukaryota; Metazoa; Mollusca; Bivalvia; Ostreida; Ostreidae
Product: interferon-induced protein 44-like
Exons: 7
Coding region: 84-1487 (467 amino acids)
Molecular function (GO): GTP binding
Source: RefSeq, a predicted model, not a curated record
UAAAGAUGGAUUUUGGUCGCCAUACUUUGAUCUGAUAUUUACAAUCUAAAUCGAAAGUUGUUUUUAGGCAUCGUAGCAUAAAGAUGAACGGUUUACUGAAGCACAAAGACAAAAAUCAGUUAUCAGAAUGGAUUGGAAGAAAAUGCCAGUUUGAGCUUUUGUAUAAAAUCAGCAGAGAUGGAGGAACACCACAGAAAUUUCACGAACUGUGUGACAACAAGGGACCUACAGUAACAAUGUUUUAUAAUGUAGAUAAAUACGUUUAUGGAGGUUAUCUUUCCGAGAUGUGGGAGAGUGUUGGUAACUGGGCUAUAGAUCAAAAUGCAUUCCUCUUUAAAUUAUACUCUGCAGGAAAGUGGAAUGCUAAGAAAUUUCCAUACUUAUCAGGAAGUGGGGACAACUAUUUUAGGCAUAGUACAUAUGGACCACUAUUUGGUAGUCUAUGGUCUAUUGAAAAAUCUGAGCUUUUGAGGAAUUCAUCAGGAUAUUUCCCCUUGUCCACUACCAAUUUAUUUUCCGGCAAAGGCUUUAAUCUAGCUGGUGAUACAGCCAAGUCUGUAUCAAAUGGACAUAAUAACGUCACUGACUUGGAGGUCUACCUACUUAGAGAUGGCCCAAUAGAGGAAGAGGCUGACACCCCAUGGAGAGACGCGCCAGAGUGGGAUUUACAGACUUUUAAUGAAUUGAAGGAGAAAAUAACAACAUAUGAACCGUUUGAGGAGUCGGAUGUUCCAGAGGCCAACGUCUUACUGAUAGGUCAGGUUGGGUCUGGGAAAUCCAGCAUUCUGAACACCAUCAAUUCAAUCUUCAAAGGAACCAUAUCAUCCCGGGCUUGUACUGGAAGCGCUGAAACCAGCUUAACUAAGAGUUUUGAAAAGUUUCAAAUUCGAGAUCCAGCAACUAAGAGAUUUUUGAAACUGAGGAUUUGUGACACUAGGGGAGUGGAGGAGGGGCUGUCUAUAAAGAAUGAAGAUCUAGCAUUCAUUCUGGAUGGGAAUCUGCCUAACCACUAUACUUUUAAUCCUGCUGAGAAAGCAUCCUCAAAAGUUCACGGUUUCAUCAAAUAUCCGACUUUAAAAGAGAGAAUGCACGUUGUUGUGUUUGUUAUUGACGGAAGUACACUUGAUGUUCUAUCGGAAGGCAUCACUAAAAAACUAAAAGACAUCAAGGCUAACGUAGUGGAAAGGGACAUACCUCAGUUAGUGUUUCUGACGAAGAUGGACAAGAUCUGUCCUCUGGUGGAGAAUGACGUCAGCAAUAUGUUCCUGAGUGAAGUUGUAGAGGACGCUGUCAACAAAGCUGCUGACGUCAUUGCAAUUCCGAGAUCUCAUGUUCUUCCGGUUAAAAAUUAUGAAAAGGAAACAAAACUUCAAACUAACAUAAACAUUCUGGCUUUAGGUGCAUUACACCAAGCACUUAUGUUUGCUGAUGACUUUUUAGAAAACCAGUUCUAUCUAGAAGGAGAGAAUGCAACUGCAAAGGAUUAACACUUGCUCCUUGCCUCUGUACAUGCAUAUUCUGACUGAAAAUAAAUUUGUAAAGUAUCCUGUAAUAUCUUGCAU